Messenger RNA from Thermochaetoides thermophila DSM 1495, 3708 nucleotides. RefSeq lists its product as uncharacterized. Lineage: Eukaryota; Fungi; Ascomycota; Sordariomycetes; Sordariales; Chaetomiaceae. The coding region runs from base 1 to 3708 and encodes 1235 amino acids. The transcript is spliced from 2 exons. The record is from RefSeq and is a predicted model, not a curated record.
AUGGCUUCCCUAAAAGAGAAGCUGGACAAGAUCCGGUCUCCUAAUCUUGAGAACCAGAAGCAGACCGCUGCAGUUCUCGAGGCCGUCGAGGCCGCAUUCAAGGAGCGCAACACUGAACCCACCCCUACAGCUUACUUUGCGGCUCUCCUAAGUCUUCUCAAUAACGACAAUGGCAAGAACAUUUCGCAUCCAGUCGUCUACCUUCUCGAUGUCGUCACACCCUUCGCACCGGCGCCGCUGCUUCGCGCCAAGUUUACCCAGAUCUUGACGCUUCUUGCGCCUGUCUUGUCUCAACCAGAGGCAGAUGCGCCGCUUAUCAGGUCAUCGAUUGGUUGUUUGGAGGGUCUUUUGCUUGCCCAAGACGCGGCCGGCUGGGAGAUGAGCGCAGCUCAGAUCGGCCCGCGCAGAGUCGUUGGUGGGCUGCUGAGCUUCGCUCUCGACCCGCGCCCCAAAGUCCGCAAGAGGGCGCAGGAUGCGCUCAGGAAAAUCCUGAGGAAUCCGCCACCGAGCCCAUCCCUCGAUCAUCCUGUCGCUCCCAUGUGCGCCGAAACAGCCAUGAUGAGCCUGAGGGCAGUGUUUGACAAGGCGACCAAGUCGCGCAAGGAGAAGAAGGGCUCCGAAUCGGCUCACGACCCCGAAUUGAUUCAUGCGCUUCAGCUCGUCAAGACCAUUGCCUCUGGAAGUGGCGGGUGGCCCAGCAAGAAGAUCGAGCCUCUGUGCGAGCUUCUGCUUGGCAUCGCCCGCCAUGGUAACGAGCACAUGAGCAUGGCUGUCUUUGAGAUUUUCGAGAUGAUCUUCGAGGGUAUGGCCGAUGAGGUCGCAUCGGCCAAGCUGCCGAGACUGCUUGAAAUCAUCAAGGAGUUGCGCCCGGCGCCCAACGAUGUGCAGCUAUUGCCGCCCUGGAUCGCUAUCCUUUCACGAGCCUAUGAUGUAGCGGCUCAGAUUUCUCCCGAGGAGACGUUCCAAGAGAUCCUGGAGCCGUUCAACCUGGUUGCGAGCUAUUUGGAGUCUGAGGCGAAGAACAUCCGCAUUUCGGCUUCCGAGUGCCUGGUGUCAUUCCUCGCCAAUUGCGUCCCGCCUCAGGUGCUCGUGGAGCCUUCCAUCUAUGAUGAGAAGGUGAUCGAGAAGUUGGUGCAGACAGUGGAAGGUCUACUCACCAUCAAGUACCAGGCGGCUUGGCUCGAGACAUUCAACGUCAUCGGUGCUAUGUUUGAUGCACUGCGCUGGAGGUCUCAUCCCUAUCUUUUGGGCAUUACCAAGACAAUUGGAGAGAUUCGCACCAACGAUUCCUUCACUGGCAAGCAGGAAGCCGACGUGGUCCUCGGAAAGGCGAUCCGUGCUAUGGGCCCCGAGGCGGUCUUGAACGUUCUGCCCUUGAAUCUUAUCAAGCCGGCCAGGGAUCAGCCUGGUCGUGCUUGGAUGCUCCCGCUUCUGCGUGACUAUACCACCAACACAAACCUUAAUCACUUCAAGACUGAACUUGUUCCCUUGAGUGCUGCCAUGUACCAGCGCGUACUGGAGCAUGGCAACGCUCCCAAGACAAUGGAGGUCAAGAUUUUUGAGACAGUGGUUCAGCAAAUAUGGUCCAUCCUGCCUGGCUACUGCGACCUGCCGCUGGACCUCACCGAGGCCUUCGACACGGCCUUCGCUGAGAUGCUGACUACAGUCCUGUACGAGCAGCCGGAAUUGCGACUGGACGUCUGCCGUGCCCUUCGGGCCCUCGUCGAGUCGAACCAAGCUAUUGUCUCGGCCGGAGACGUCGAAGACCCGGUGAUACUCUGCAGGGUGAGCAAGCAGACAGCUCAAAAGAACCUGGAGUACCUGGGUGAAAGGUUUGCUGCCGAUAUUCUCGCAGUUCUUUUCAACGUCUACAGCACUACUACACCUCAGAAGCGGGGCCCAGUCCUGCAGACCAUUAACUCCUUCCUCAGCAUUAUUCCCAAGACACGCCUCAUGGAGACGUUUGACCUCGUUUGCGAGAAGCUCGCUCAGGCUCUCCAGGAGCCGGUCCAGAAGCCCAAGAACCCGAACCAGGAGCAAGUGCCAUCAACGGCCCAUACGCUGAUGGACCUCGUGGUCACUAUGUCGAUUUAUCUGCCGAGGGAGAGUUUUGAGGCCUUGUUCAAGAUCGCAGCUCUGGUCGUGUUCAAAGACGACGACCCACAGAUUCAGAAGAAGGCCUAUAAGCUUAUUCCGCGGCUAGCGGAGAGCGAGGUCGGUAGGGCAGCCCUCGAGCAGCGCCAUGAGGAAGUCCAGCAACUCUUGCUCUCGGCUGCCGACAAGGUCUCGUCUCCUGCCAGGAGAGAGCGACUGGCUGCUAUUGCGGCCUUGAUCCCCAUCAUACCCAACACGUCUCUACACUUCAUCCCGUCAAUACUCUCCGAGGUUGUGAUUGGUUGCAAGGAGCACAACGAGAAGGCUCGGACAACGGCCUUCGACCUGCUUGUCCUCAUGGGCCACAAGAUGGUGGAGGCCAAUGGGAGCCUAAUCGAUAACAGCAAGGUUCCUCAUAUGCCAAAGGAUGCCCCGAAGGCUACGGCAUCGCUCGAGGAGUACAUGACAAUGGUCAGCGCGGGCCUGGCUGGCAGCACACCACACAUGAUAUCAGCCACGAUCUUAGCAAUCACCCGCGUGCUUUACGAGUUUCGUGAGGCUCUAAACAAGGAGACCUUGACAGAUCUGGUGCAAACCAUGGAUCUCUUCCUAACCUCCAACAAUCGCGAGAUUGUGAAAAGCGUCCUUGGCUUCGUCAAGGUGUGCAUCAUCAGCCUGCCAACGGACCUGAUGUUGCCGAGGCUGCCUACAUUGAUCCCUAACGUGCUGGUGUGGAGCCACGAGCAUAAGGGUCAUUUCCGGGCGAAGGUCAAGCAUAUCUUUGAGCGGAUGAUCCGCCGGUUCGGGGUUGAGACUGUCCAAAAACACACCCCUGAAGCCGACCGCAAGCUCAUCACCAACAUUCGCAAGACAAAGGAGCGGGCUAAGAGGAAGAAGGAAGCGGCUCGCAACGGCGCUGGCGAUGGGUCGGAUGCGGAGGUUGCAGGCAAGCGCAAGAGCCGGUUCGACAAUGAGUAUGACCAGGCUCUGAAUAGUAGUGAUUCGGAGUCGGAGGCUUCAGAUUCGGAUGAUUCGGACAUCGAAAUGACAGGUCGGCGGCAGAAGAAGAAGAGGGAGACCGGUGGCACGUACAUUCUGGAGGACCAGGACGAGCCAUUGGAUCUUCUCGACCGCAAUGCGUUGGCCAACAUCUCAACCACCAAGCCGAUCAAGCCGAAGAAAAAGGACGACAAGAAGUCUAAGCCCAAGAUUAACGCCGACGGCAAGCUCAUCAUCGGCGAGGAUUCGGACAUUGAAGAGAAGAAUGAUGACGGUGCCAUGGAUCUUGACAACGAGGAGAGCGGUGUCAACGCCUAUGUCCAGGCGCUCAAGACAGGGGCUCGCCGUGGCCAGCGUGGCAAGCUCAAGUGGGAUAGGCACAGGAAGGGACAGAAUGAUGACGAUAGUGAUGAGAGUGACAAUGACAUGGAAGUGGACGAGGGCGCAGCGGCGAAGGCGCUCCGCGACAGCAGAAAAGGUAAGAAGGCCGGCAAGGCGGCCAAGCCGGUCAAGGGGGGAAUUGCGGCCAAGGUUGGACGAAGAGGCCUGGGUGUUGAGAAGAAGAGGGGCCCGAGUGUGCUCUUUGGAGGGAGGAUUAACAAGAAAGGGAGGUAG